Molecule: messenger RNA, 1098 nt
Organism: Lolium rigidum
Lineage: Eukaryota; Viridiplantae; Streptophyta; Magnoliopsida; Poales; Poaceae
Product: BTB/POZ and MATH domain-containing protein 2-like
Exons: 1
Coding region: 1-1098 (365 amino acids)
Biological process (GO): protein ubiquitination
Molecular function (GO): protein binding
Source: RefSeq, a predicted model, not a curated record
AUGUCAGAGGUCUGCAAUCUUUCUGCUGCCAUUGUAGCUGGAUCUGAGGAAAGUUCGUAUGUGAUCAAGGUAGAUGGGUACUCAAGUAUCAAGGAGCGAAUCAAGCAUGGCGAGUACGUGAAAUCUAUCCCAUUUACAGUCGGAGGUCACAACUGGAUUGUGAGGUAUUACCCGAACGGUUGCCCCGCUGAAAAUCUUCCCAAUUCUAUAUCUGUUUUUCUUGUUCUUGAUUCAGUCAUGGCCAAGGAUGUGAAAGCGAAAGUUAGAUUUAGCCUACUCGACAAGGAUGGGGAAGCAGUGGCGUCACACAGCCGUACCACAGAUGAAAACAUCUUCCCUACCAAAGAUUCAACUUGGGGUGUCCGUGAUUUUAUAAAGAAGGCUGAUCUUGAGAGUUCAGUUCAUCUAAGAGAUGAUAGUUUCAGCAUCAGAUGCGAUGUUACCGUCGUGAGGCGUAUCCACAAAGGCAGUCGGUCUGUUUGGGUUCCUCCGAGCGACUUGCAUCUGCAUCUCGGCGACCUCCUAAAGAGCGCAGAUGGAGUGGACGUGACCUUUCAUGUCGGCGGGCAGACUUUCUCGGCUCAUAGGUCCGUGCUUGCCGCCCGGUCAUCCGUCUUCAGAGCAGAGCUCUUCGGCGCCAUGAAGGAGAAUGCCGGCGGUCCAAUUGAGAUCAGCGACAUGGAAAGUGAUGUGUUCAAGUCCCUGCUGCACUUCAUAUACACCGACUCACUCCUUGUUCAUGAGACGACUCCUGGAGGUGAUGCGCAAAGCAACGGCGCGAUGGCUGGCCAUCUACUGGUGGCGGCGGACAGGUACAACAUCGAGAGGCUGAAGCUGAUAUGCGAGGAGAGGUUGUGCGACCUAAUCGACAAUGACAUUGUGGCGACCACUUUAGCUCUAGCUGAGCAGCAUGGCUUCCAUAGAAUCAAGCAAAGUUGUUUCGAGUUCCUCGCUUCUCCUUCCAAUCUGGAGGCCAUGAUGGCAAGUGAUGGCUACGAGCAUCUCAAAAGAAGCUGCCCGUCUGUUCUCAAGGAGCUGGCUGCUAGCUUCCUGCCGGCCGAGCUGAAAGCAGUCAAAGAUAUUAUCAUGACAGUUUAG